Molecule: messenger RNA, 2203 nt
Organism: Heteronotia binoei (common prickly gecko)
Lineage: Eukaryota; Metazoa; Chordata; Lepidosauria; Squamata; Gekkonidae
Gene: GJA3
Product: gap junction protein alpha 3
Exons: 2
Coding region: 268-1800 (510 amino acids)
Biological process (GO): cell communication
Cellular component (GO): connexin complex
Source: RefSeq, a predicted model, not a curated record
AUGGCUGAGGGAGAGAUCCGGGUCUCGCUCUCUCUGUGCGGGAGUCAGCCGUUAAGUGCCAUGAAACUUCCCUGGCGGAAAGAUUUGGGAGGGUUUCGUUAUUAACCUCCUUGAUGUUUUAUUUUUAACACCUUUUUUAUUUUUUUGUAAAUACGCCUUUCUUUCCCGUAACUUUCUUUUCCCUCCCAUGUGCACGGAAGGAGUUUGGUGAGCGGGCUGAGAUUGGCUGGCUGCGGUCAGAGAUUUGGGGGUUAGAGAUCUGAAACAAUGGGUGACUGGAACUUUCUGGGGAGACUAUUAGAGAAUGCACAAGAGCACUCCACGGUUAUUGGCAAAGUUUGGCUGACGGUACUAUUUAUCUUCAGGAUCUUGGUGCUGGGGGCCGCUGCUGAGGAAGUCUGGGGAGAUGAGCAAUCGGACUUUACAUGCAACACGCAGCAGCCUGGCUGUGAGAACGUCUGUUACGAUGAAGCCUUUCCCAUCUCCCACAUACGCUUCUGGGUGCUGCAGAUCAUCUUUGUCUCCACCCCAACCCUCAUCUAUCUGGGCCAUGUGCUCCACAUCGUGCGCAUGGAAGAGAAGAAAAAAGAGAAGGAAGAAGAGAUGAGGAAAGUAGCAAGUAGCAAGGAGGACUGUCAUCCAGGGGGGUCAGAAGCAAAAUAUGGUGGUGGCGACCACAGUAGCACUAGCAAAACUCCGUCUCCAUGGAAAGAAGAUAAACUACCACUCUGCGAUGAGCAUGGCAGGAUUCGCAUGGCAGGUGCCCUACUACGCACCUAUGUUUUCAACAUUAUUUUUAAAACGCUGUUUGAAAUAGCCUUCAUUGUGGGCCAGUAUUUCCUUUAUGGCUUUGAGCUGAAGCCGCUGUACCGCUGCAGCCGCUGGCCCUGCCCGAACACUGUGGACUGCUUCAUUUCACGGCCCACAGAGAAGACUGUUUUCAUCAUCUUCAUGCUGGCAGUAGCUUGUCUCUCUCUGCUGCUCAACAUGCUCGAGAUAUAUCACUUGGGGUGGAAGAAACUAAGGCAGGGUGUGUCCAACAGACUCCACCAUGAACCACCCAUCACCACCACCAUCACAUCAGUCUCAGAAGUGGAAGACUCUAAACCCAUCUCCACGUCGGCUUUGCCAUCAACAGCACCACCACCACCUGUUCCCUCAGUCACUGUUCCUGAGACUCGUGCUAUCACUCCACUGGUUUUUCAGGACAGAGAGGUGCCACGUUAUGCUGAAGCUAUCUCUGGGUCUCACCCAGCCUCUGCUUCCACCUCCCUGGCUAGCUACUCAGGGGGGGCACCAGUUAGUGAGGAGAGGCAUAUAGCCACCAGGAACACUGCAGUCUCUACUCCUAUAGCAACUACUUCUUCCAUCCCUUCACCUUCAUCAGUUGUUAACUCCUGUUUCAACAGUGGCAGCCAUGAGCUGGCUGAUGAGCAGAACUGGGCCAACAUGGCCAUCGAGCAGCAGAGGAAACUGCCAGUAUCCAGUUCAUCUUCCUCCACCACGCAGAGUAGCCUCCAGCGUUCACCUCUUGAGCAAGAGGAGCCCAGCGAGCAUCCCCCACUCCUGCUUCCUUUGUCACGUGCAGCUACUACCAACAGCAGUAGCAUGAGCACCAGUCUGAGUAGGGGAAGCAGCAGCAAGUGGGAUGGAGAUGGUGAAGAGGAGGAACGAUCUAUGUCAGCUACUUGCACCCUGGUGGAGAUGCAUGACCCGCCACUGCUCAUAGACACACGCCGCUUGAGCAGGGCUAGUAAGACGAGCAGCAGUAGAGCCAGGUCUGAUGACUUGACCGUGUAGCUUGAGCCCCUCCCCACUCCAUUCUAGGAGAUGUAGAUUAUGAAUAUAGCAAGUGUAAAGGGGAAGAAUGCCAGAGUGAGGCAGGGGUUAAGCUAGGUUCAGCCCCAGAAUAGGGACUUGGGGAGGGCAGGAUUCCAAACUUUGAAGCUUGUGGUUCUUGCACUCUGUGGAUUGCAGUGGGCAGGGAUAAAUACAGAUCUUUUUUCAGUAGGUCAGGGGUGGCUGACUCACAGCCCACUGACCAAGGGACCAAUCACAAUCAGAUCAUGAGUGAGGAAAGAGGAUUUCACAGGUGAUGGGUGCAGGCAGAAAUGAAGACAUUGCUGUUGUGAUGACAUAGCCCCAAUAACCAUGUUUAGUGUAUGUUUAGUUCUUACAUCUGUCAUUUCGCCCUCAUCCUUAC